UUAAAACGAUGUAAUAAGCACUGCUAGUCCCCUUCCGUUGUUCUUACCGCGAUUUGGACCUCUGCAAACCCAGCACGAAAUCCCCCGAUCCCCCGAAUCCGAUCGAAGCUUUUCUUCCUCCUCAAUCCAAAUCUCGCGCGCGCUGCGAUGGCGGCCGCCGCCAUCUCCCACCUCCGCCGGGGCGCGCAGCGCCACGCGCUCCUAUACCUCUCGCGCCGCCACUUCUCCUCUCCGUCCUCCCUCGCCGCCGCAGCCCCGCUCGCCGCCGCCGCUCGCCGCCUUCUCUCUACGUCGGUGGAGUCCGGCACGUCCUCGAAGGCGGGAAGCUAUAAGCCCCCGCCCCUCGACCCCUUCCGCGCUGCCCUCGCUCCAGCGUCGCCGCCGCUGGAGUCGCCUCCCCUCGAGGAGCCACCCGCUACCCCGCCGCUCCCGGAGGUAGCUUCUGCGGCCGCGGGGCCCGAGCAGGAUCCGGUGGUUUUGCAGAACGAGCAAUUGGAGGGCCUGAAGGCAGGGCUGGAGGCGGUGAGGAGUAGGGAGGAGUCGCCGGAGGAGAAGGAAGCGUGGUGGUUGCUCAACCGCGCGGUCGUGAAUUACUGCGGCAGCGCCGUUGGCACGGUGGCAGCGAACGACCCGUCCACGGCCAACCAUAUGCUUAAUUACGACCAGGUCUUCAUCAGGGAUUUCGUGCCGUCUGCCAUCGCCUUCCUCCUCAGAGGCGAGAGCGACAUCGUGAAGAACUUCUUGCUGCACACCUUGCAGCUCCAGAGUUGGGAGAAGACAGUGGAUUGCUACAGUCCUGGUCAGGGGUUGAUGCCUGCUAGUUUUAAAGUCAGAUCCGUGCCUUUAGAUGGAAACAAUGAAGCAUUUGAGGAGGUUCUUGACCCUGACUUCGGAGAGUCAGCCAUUGGGCGGGUAGCACCUGUCGACUCUGGACUUUGGUGGAUAAUUCUACUGAGGGCAUAUGGUAAAAUUACUGGAGACUAUGCACUACAAGAAAGGGUUGAUGUGCAGACAGGCAUCAGACUAAUCCUGAAUUUAUGCUUGACUGAUGGAUUCGACAUGUUCCCUACGUUGUUAGUCACCGAUGGAUCAUGCAUGAUUGAUCGGAGGAUGGGAAUCCAUGGGCAUCCUCUUGAGAUCCAGGCUCUGUUCUAUUCUGCUUUGCGCUGUGCCCGUGAAAUGGUCAGUACAGAUGAUGGAUCUAAGAACUUGAUCCGUGUUAUCAACAACAGGCUCAGUGCUCUGUCCUUUCACAUAAGAGAGUACUAUUGGGUUGAUAUGAAGAAGAUAAAUGAGAUUUAUCGCUACAAGACUGAGGAGUACUCACAUGAUGCCAUCAAUAAGUUCAACAUCUACCCAGAGCAAAUCCCAUCCUGGCUUGCAGAUUGGAUUCCUGAUAAGGGUGGUUACCUUAUAGGAAACCUACAACCAGCUCAUAUGGAUUUCAGGUUUUUUUCUCUUGGAAAUCUCUGGGCGAUUGUUUCCUCUUUAGCAACUCAAAAGCAAGCAGAGGGUAUCCUGAACCUCAUUGAAACCAAAUGGGAUGAUAUAGUUGCAAAUAUGCCUCUCAAGAUAUGCUACCCUGCUCUGGAGUACGAGGAAUGGCGUAUUAUCACUGGUUGCGACCCCAAAAACACGCCCUGGUCGUAUCAUAACGGUGGAUCUUGGCCUACAUUGCUAUGGCAGUUCACCCUAGCCUGUAUCAAGAUGGGUAGGCCUGACUUGGCAAGGAGGGCUGUUGAAGCCGUGGAGAAGAGGCUCUCAGAUGACAAGUGGCCAGAAUAUUAUGACACCAGGACAGGAAGGUUUAUUGGAAAACAGUCGAGGCUAUAUCAGACAUGGACAAUUGCAGGGUUUCUUAGCUCUAAAAUGCUUUUGGACUGUCCAGAGAUGGCAUCAAUAUUAAUAUGUGACGAAGAUCUCGAGCUACUGGAAGGCUGUGCUUGUGGCCUGAGCAACAGCGCUCGCAUCAAAUGCUCCCGGCGUGCAGCCAGGUCUCAAGUCCUUGUGUAGUUCCAUAUACUUUUGCUUGACAGCCAAGACCUGCAGUGCUUCUUCUAAUUUACUGGACUUUUAAGACACAGAAGUUGGCACUUGUAAUCUCACCAGGGUAUCCACUUCAUAUGCCGGUUAUUUUGGCAAGUUGGUGGUCCCAUAAUCCAUCGAUACAAGAGUACACUGUUGUAUAGAUUUCACGUAAUCGCAAUUGUGUACACGAGGCCAAUUAACUCAAGUUGACUGGCAGUUUUAUACAGAUACUAUCAUGUAAAUAUUACCACUUGUAAUCAAUUUAUUCUGAUAUGAAACCGCGGACUCUGACAGUUG
Molecule: messenger RNA, 2325 nt
Organism: Triticum aestivum (bread wheat)
Lineage: Eukaryota; Viridiplantae; Streptophyta; Magnoliopsida; Poales; Poaceae
Product: neutral/alkaline invertase 1, mitochondrial
Exons: 6
Coding region: 148-2013 (621 amino acids)
Biological process (GO): sucrose catabolic process
Cellular component (GO): mitochondrion
Molecular function (GO): endo-alpha-N-acetylgalactosaminidase activity; sucrose alpha-glucosidase activity
Source: RefSeq, a predicted model, not a curated record